Messenger RNA from Camponotus floridanus (Florida carpenter ant), 1553 nucleotides. RefSeq lists its product as uncharacterized. The transcript has 4 exons. Bases 22 to 933 code for a protein of 303 amino acids. The record is from RefSeq and is a predicted model, not a curated record. NCBI's taxonomy places the organism in Eukaryota, Metazoa, Arthropoda, Insecta, Hymenoptera, Formicidae.
UGACGCGACGCCGUACUACAAAUGGCGGGCAAAGAAACAGCUGUUUAUGUCACCGCUGGCUCGACAUCUAGCGGAGCGCGGGCGCGAUCGGGCACGCGUCGGCGACGACGUCGACGUAGGGUACGCCGUGGCGAGGAGACGCGUAGACGAGGAAUAAGGAGGAGAACCGAGGCGGUGGUGCUCGCUGGUGAACCGUCCAAGAGGAACAUGGCCGCCGGAUGCUGCGGCGCGAAGAAGCAGAGGCUGGGCGUCGGCGGCGUCGGCGGCGGCGGCGCGACGCCGAGCCUGUCAUCGUGUGACAGCACCGUUAUACGACACGGCGUGCCUCACCCGAGGAAGCCCACGACGAUCGCCCAACCGGAGAUGGGCUUCUUCUGCUUCGACGUGCUCUAUUGCCAGCUGCAUCAGUUGGAUCCGCCGAAGGCGCCCAACUUCAGCAACGAAGCGUUCCCUUUAUUUGUGACAUGGACAAUAGGAAAAGAUAUGAGAUUACGGGGUUGUAUCGGUACUUUUAAUGCGAUGCAUUUACAUGCCGGUCUACGCGAAUAUGCUGCAACUAGUGCAUUCAAAGACUCUCGUUUUAAUCCCAUAACUCAAGACGAGCUGCCACGCUUGCACGUAAGCGUGUCUAUUUUGCGGCAUUUUGAGGACGGAAUCGAUUAUUUAGAUUGGGAAGUGGGCGUGCAUGGAAUUCGCAUAGAGUUUCACAAUGAGAAGGGUAAUAAGCGAACGGCUACUUAUUUGCCCAGUGUAGCUAUGGAGCAAGGAUGGGACCAGAUACAAACAAUAGACUCUCUGCUACACAAAGGCGGCUUCAAGGGUCUAGUCACACCCGAUAUCCGUCGUAGUCUGAAACUGACUCGUUAUCAGAGCGAGGAAGUCACCGUGAGCUAUCAAGAUUAUAUGACGCAUUGUCACAAUCGAAGAUGCUAGCAGAUCGCCUGGGGUCCUAGUCAGGGGCCCCCGCUUCAACGAUCCGCUGAAGCUCGUUAUAACAACGCGCAUACAGUCAAUUCGUCCCAUUCGCAAAAUGAUAACAUUCGAUAUAAUAAUUCCUUCGCAUCCGGUCGGCAGCACUCGCAGAUUGUGACACAGUCUAAUCGUUCGACGUUUAUACAUCCGUUACCCUUACCUCCAAUUUCCCCGGUUAUAGCACCGGUACGCGAUAGUCCAUCCUUCUGGUGGGAUAACGCAGGUCCGUCCUAUCCGCCUGCGCCAUUUUACCCUCGACCACCACAUCGUUUUUCAACGCAGGAAAACACGGAACGUGCGGUACGUAAACGUAAAUGACAUUGGAAACGGUUGUUCCUCGCGAUUUUCCACUGUUUAAAGUGGUGCGUAUUUUUAUGUCUCAGUAUACACAGCCUCCCGUUUAUGAUACCACACGCUCCGUCUUGAGAAUAAUAACUUCAUAUAUGAUGGCACCGCUUAAUUCAUUGCUGUACUGAUGUUGGGAUUAUAAGUAAUAAUAUGCUGAUUAUUCGCGAUAUUAAUAUGUAUCACAUGGUGUUUAUUUGCAAUUUGAAAAAUUAAUUAAAAAAAAUUAUGCUCAU